Molecule: messenger RNA, 887 nt
Organism: Solanum stenotomum
Lineage: Eukaryota; Viridiplantae; Streptophyta; Magnoliopsida; Solanales; Solanaceae
Product: apyrase-like
Exons: 6
Coding region: 90-821 (243 amino acids)
Biological process (GO): nucleoside diphosphate catabolic process
Cellular component (GO): membrane
Molecular function (GO): nucleoside diphosphate phosphatase activity
Source: RefSeq, a predicted model, not a curated record
GGUAGCCUUGAACUACCUAUUAGGAAAUUUGGGUAAAAAAAUAUGAAAGAAUAGUAGCUACAAUUGAUCUAGGAGGUGGAUCAGUGCAAAUGACAUAUGCCAUAUCAAAAGGAAGUGCUUUAAAGGCUCCCAAAGUACCAAAUGGAGAGCCAUAUGUCCUUAAUAAAUCUCUUUUGGGAACUAAUUAUGACAUCUAUGUUCACAGCUAUUUAAACUAUGGUCAAUUGGCAGCUAGAACUGAGAUUUUCAAAGCUUCUGGAAACUCAUCAAGUAGUCCAUGUAUUUUGGGAGGUUAUAAUGGUUAUUACACUUACAAUGGAGUGGCUUACAAAGCAUCAUCACCAAAACAAGGUUCAAACUUGAAGAAAUGUAGGACAUUAGCUAAAAAAGCACUCAAAAUUAAGGGACCAUGCAAGCAUAAAAAGUGUACAUUUGGUGGGAUUUGGAAUGGUGGAGGUGGACAAGGAUUCAAGAAUCUCUAUGCUUCUUCUUUCUUCUAUGACUAUGCAGUUAUGGUUGGUAUAAUUGACCCCAAAAAGCCUUCUGGAAGAGCUAAACCAAUACAAUACCUAUAUGCUGCAAAGCUUGCUUGCAACACCAAAGUGAAAGACAUAAAAUCAGUAUUUCCUAACAUUGAUGAGAGAAACAUACCUUUUAUAUGCAUGGACUUGGUAUAUGAGUACACUUUGCUUGUUGAUGGAUUUGGCCUGCAUCCCAAACAAGAGAUCACAGUGGUGGAUGAAGUUAAAUACAAGAAUUAUAUUGUUGGAGCUGCUUGGCCCUUGGGUUGUGCCACUGGUGUUGUUUCAUCUUCCUCCUGAUUUGAACAUUGUCAUCUUUGAAUUUUAUCAAUAUUUAAUGUUAUUAUUAAUGUCUUAAAUACUCUU